Messenger RNA from Dermacentor silvarum, 5666 nucleotides. Its product is annotated as endoribonuclease Dicer. Gene Ontology annotation, molecular function: ribonuclease III activity; deoxyribonuclease I activity; ATP binding. The record is from RefSeq and is a predicted model, not a curated record. Lineage: Eukaryota; Metazoa; Arthropoda; Arachnida; Ixodida; Ixodidae. The transcript has 20 exons. Bases 173 to 5041 code for a protein of 1622 amino acids. Gene Ontology annotation, biological process: siRNA processing; apoptotic DNA fragmentation; pre-miRNA processing. Gene Ontology annotation, cellular component: RISC complex; nucleus; cytoplasm.
GCUUAGUUAGCGUGUGCGCCGCUGGCUGUAAGGCUCGGUUAGCAAUGUCAAUUGAGCGCUGUGUUCAUCGGCAAAUGCUGUAACCUCAUCCAUCUCGUACCAGAGGCCUCCAGAUUAGGUUCAUUAAGUUAGGAAUUCUCGAACGUGUCCCGGAGCGGCGUCGAAGUUCGGGAUGGCCACCGCUUGCGCGAGCUCCUCAUCGGAAGCGGCCCCAUCAGUUGAAGAUGAGGAAAAUGUUCCGAAAGAUGAAUUUAUUCCGAGAGAGUACCAGAUCGAACUCUUCGAAGCCGCGGUGAAGGAGAACACCAUAGUGUGCCUGGGAACUGGGACUGGCAAGACAUUCAUAGCUGUUAUGCUUAUAAAGGAAUAUGAAGCAGCCAUUCGCAUCCCAUUUGAAGAAGGAGGGAAGCGCACUUUUUUUCUGGUGCCAACAGUGCCCCUUGUAGUGCAGCAGCAGAAUGCCAUCAAGUGUCAGACGGACCUGCGUGUUGGCGGUUACAUUGGUGACAUGAACAUUGACAACUGGAACAGGCAACGCUGGGAAAAGGAGUUCAUCGAGUCUCAGGUGCUGGUGAUGACCCCUGACGUAUUCAAGGUGAUCAUCCACCACGGCUUUCUGAAGAUGUCGCGGGUGAACCUGCUGAUUCUGGACGAGUGUCACCGUGCGGUGAAGCAGCACACGUACCGGGAGGUGAUGCGAUGCAUGGACAUGCUCAAGCCUGAGGACAAGCCGCGCGUGCUGGGCCUCACCGCCUCGGUCAUCAACAGCAAGGCCACUGAGCGGCAGGUGGAGCGCAAGGUGCACGACCUCGAGAUGGCCCUGCACUCGCGCGUCCUCACCAUCUCCAACCAGCAGAGCAUGGCCCGGUACGGGACCAAACCAACGGAGGUGCUAGUUGAGCAUUACUCAAGCAGCCCGUCAAUCCGCAGCAUUGAAGUUCCAGCAUUGCCCAAUCUUCAGCCAACGACUUCACAGGGUCAAGAGUUGGACCGCAGGCUUCGUAGCCUGAUCAAGGUGCUGCAUGACAUGGGGGUCUGGUGUGGACACCUGGCCAUUGAGGUCAUCAUGGAGGAGGCUCGUCGCAUGCUGGAUGGUCUCGACGACAAUAGCGUGCUCCGCGAGGUGGAGGUGUGCCUGGAGUGGCUGGACGAGGUUCGGAAGAGGUGCAGGAAUCACAUCGUACAAUCAAACGAUGCACAAGGCGUCGCUGAGGAACCCCUCCUCACAAUGGCCACACCCAAGUUGAAGCGUCUCCUGGAGAUCCUGUGGUCCUUCCGCCCGCGGGAGCAGCAGCAGGCCGGUAGCGAGGACGCCACAGAGCCAAUUUCGCUGUGUGGCAUCAUCUUCGUCAAGGAGCGCAUCGUGGCACGCAUCCUCCGUGACUGGCUGUGCGAGCUGGCGAACAGGGUUCCCAAGUAUUCCUACAUUGUUCCCGAAUUCAUCGUGGGUCAUGGUGCCAAACUUCAGCUUGGUUCCAAGGAGGCUGGGAUGUCUUUUAAGAGGCAGUGCAAGGUGCUGGAGCAGUUUCGUCGUCAGGAGUGCAACCUGCUGGUGGCCACCUCAGUGGUGGAGGAAGGCAUGGACGUUCCCAAGUGCAGCCUGGUGGUGCGCUUUGACUUCCCUGACGACUACCGCUCGUACGUGCAGUCCAAGGGACGUGCCCGCGCCCAGCGCUCCCUCUAUGUCAUGAUGACUGCGGGCGAAGAGUACAGCAAGGCCUGCAUGAAUCUUCGCAACUACCUCUCCAUCGAGGCGAUACUGAUGAACAAGUGCCACCAGAGGAAGGCACCGCUCGGCUCCGAGGUCAUGCUGAGCUUUGCCGUUGACGAGCUGCUGCCGCCGUACAUGCCCGUGUGCGAGGAUGGUGCGCCUCGCAUCACGCUCACCUCUGCCAUUGGCCUUGUCAACAGAUACUGCAUGGUCCUUCCGUCGGACAUGUUCACGCACCUGAAGCCCACCUAUAAGUUGAGCACCAUAUCAGUCGACGGCAAGGAUCUGUACAUCUGCACCGUCUACCUGCCCAUGACGAGUCCUCUCAAAGAGGCCAUCCAGGGACAGCCAAUGGAAACAAAGAAGUAUGCAAAGAUGGCCGCUGCCCUCGAGACAUGCAAGCGUCUGCACCAAAUAGAUGAGUUUGACAACUCCUUGCUGCCCGUGAAGCGCAUGCUGAAGCUCGUGGAGGACUCGGACAAUGAAGAAGCGGAUGACGCGCCUCCGGGUGCGCCUAAGCCUGGCACAAUAAAGCGCAGGAGACUGUAUCAAAAGCGGGUGUGUAAGCUGUUUGCUGAGGCACGAGUUUUGGAAGCGGGCCAUUAUCACCUGCACAUCUUGACGACGCAGCUGGUGCGUCUGGCGUCCGAUCUCCAGAACUGGCGCAAGGAGAAGCUCGUCGACCCCGAGGAUUGCCCGCUGUGGUUCGCCCUGCUCCUCCGCGAGAACAUGCCUUGCUUGCCGUCAUUUCCCAUCUUUACGCGGUCCGGCGACGAGCUGGUGUCGGUGGUCCGGGCAGGCGUGGUGAACCUCACCGCUGACCAGUGCCUCCGGCUGCAGCGCUUCCAUCAUACAAUCUGGCACGACGUGCUUCGAAUGAAGGAGAGACCCCUGCUUCAGUUCGACAUGAACACUGCACCCAACUGUCCAGUUUUAGCUCCAGUGAUAAAAGAUGACAAGAUGUCUAUGAUAGACUGGCCCUUUGUUGACAUGGUUGCCAAUUGGAUGGGUGCGGAGCCUGCAACCAAAACCAACUUCAAGUUCCAGCCCAGCCUGUAUGAAGAUGCUGUAGUUGUGCCCCGCUAUGCACCCCUUCACUACCACCACAGUACAUUCUAUGUGAAGCAGAUCCGCACCGACCUCACGGUGGAUAGCAUCGAUGGAAAGGGCAGCUUCCGUGACUACCUGUCCCUAAUUCACCACCUGGAUGUCACCGACUCGACACAGCCGAUCCUGGAAGUGGUGUUCACCGAAGUCCGACUCAACCUACUGACCCCGCGCUACCGGAACCGCAAGGGCGAUGUGUUCCUCAAGAAGACGGCCACGAACCACCGUGUGGAGCUGCGUGUCCCGGAGUUCUGCGACGUCCACCCUGUUCCGGCUGGCGUCUGGCGCAAGGCGGUGUGCCUUCCCAGCAUCCUGUACCGGCUGAACCAGCUUCUCAUCAUGGAAGAACUGCGCGCAUCUGUCGCUAUGGAGACGGGCAUUGGCCUCGGGACAUAUCAGGGCCGUUGGCCAGACUUGCACUUCCAGAGCGCUGUAUCGGAAAGUGCUUCGAUCAGCUUUUUGCCUCGUCCCAAUGGUGAUGAGGUGGAGUUUGGCAAUCUGCUUCGUGGCCACGGCGAAGUGGAAGAGAUACGGAUGCCCCGCUUGUCGCGGUCGUUCGAGUACCAGCCGGAGCUGCAGCGGAACCCAGGCCCGAGCCCUGGCCUCCUGCUGGAAGCGGUGACAUCGGCAAAGGCAGCAGACGGCUUUGACCUUGAACGCCUCGAGGUGCUCGGGGACUCAUUCCUCAAGUUUGCGGUGACCAUUGACCUGUUCUGCAGCUCCACAUCCGCGCAAGAGGGGCUGCUGACGCAGGCGCGUGCUCGCAUCAUCUGCAACCGGAACCUGCACCAGCUUGGCUCCAAGAUACACGUAGGCUCGAUGGUGGCACAUGAGCAAUUUGAGCCGCUCCGGAACUGGUUUCCACCAGGCUACUGUGUCCCCGAAGGUGCAGAGGACAUACUGAUGGACGUCGACUUUGUCUUCUGGGCCAUCCAAGUAGACACAAAGAUUCUGGAGAAGCUGACGCGGGACGAGCUCUUCAGCCUCUAUGAGCAAUACACUACUGAAAAAAAUCAGCCGGGGUAUGUUCCCCCGCCCCGCAACACAUCUGGGCCUGUUCCGAUCCGCCAGGCGUCACAGCUGUCCGACAAGAGCGUUGCCGACUCAGUGGAGGCUAUCAUUGGCGCCUACCUUCUCGUUACCGGGCCCAUUGGUGCCCUCAGAGUGAUGAAGUGGAUGGGCCUGAAGCUGCAGCAGUGCAAUCUGGACGCGCAAGGCGUCAGGGACAAAAGCACGGCAGUGCCAUUCAUGGGAUUCCCAGCGCCACGGACGUCAUUGCUGCGCUACACGGAUGACCCUGAGGGCCGCCUGGCAAGUCAAAGCAGUCCGUGGCACGGACGUCUCUGCCUGGUGGAAAAGACACUGGGCUACACCUUCCGCGACCGGUCCUACCUGCUGCAAGCCUGCACGCAUGCCUCCUACUACCAGAACCGGCUGACAGACUGCUACCAGCGGCUGGAGUUCCUGGGUGACGCAGUAAUCGACUACCUGGUGACCCGGUACCUGUACGAGGGCCCGCACAAGUUCAACCCUGGCCAGCUCACCGACCUGCGCUCAUCGCUGGUGAACAACACCUUCUUCGCGGCCCUCGUCGUGCGCCAUGGCCUCCACCGGUGCCUCCUCCACUGCAACCCGGGUCUGUUCAACGCUGUUGCACGCUUUGUGCAGCACCAAGAACGCUCCAGCAAGGACGAGUUGGGCACCGAGGAGGAGGAGGAGGAUGCCAUGGCUGAGAUCCUGGAUCUCAAUGCCCAAAGGGACAAGGACUCAGACAACCCCACUUACUGGAAGGUACUCCAGCGCUUCUACUACCACGAGGAGGAGUGCCUGGAGCCCGAAGAGGUCGAGGUGCCCAAAGCCCUGGGCGACCUGUUUGAGAGUCUCAUGGGGGCCGUGUUCCUGGACUGCGGCAUGUCACUGGACACGGUGUGGCGCAUCAUUUACAGGCUCUUCGGUCGCGAGAUCGAGUCCUUCAGUGAGCGGGUGCCCGUGCCUCCAAUACGCACGCUGCUCGAGAAAUUUCCGGAUGCCCGCUUCGGCCCAGCCGAGGUGCUCAAGAAUGAGAAAGUCAAGGUGGAGCUAAUCCUGGCGGACAGGACCUUCACAUGCGUCGCCAAGAGCAAGAAGCUUGCCAAGACGGCGCUUGCCAAAAAGUGCCUGCGAAUGAUGAACACCUGUGGAUCCGGCUACGGGGCCGGCUGUGCUAACAAUUUGCAAGUGUAAGAAGGGAGAAGGCUGUCCAGCAUUCUCAGAAACUAUGCGGGCCACACCGCACUUGACCGGAGGUCUUGCUUGGCCACUUGUUGCGCACCCUGUGGCUCUCGCUAAUGGUUCAGAGUUGCUGAAAGUGAAGGCAAGAAUUGCAUUCAGUAUCCUGCAUUCUAUUGUGUAUAUAUUGUGUGUGCCUGCGUUAAUGAACUAUACUUUUUUAUCAUGUCUUGUGGCUCUUCUCUGGUAGUCGUAUAAUAACUUGGAGGGAAGUUCUCUGCCGUCAUCCACGUGAGUUUCUCAAAGGGCACCGCGACCAUGCGAAUGCUAGGAUUUGGAUGGUUUGGCCUGUCUUGCAAUGCGGCUUGGUCUAAUACAUGGAUUUGGCUCUGGAAAUAAACCUUUUCCGGGACUAAGUCGUUAUAAAAUGUAUUGGCCCUCUCGUAAUGCAUCUCGCAUUAGUGUUUACUUGCACUUAAUAUUGCGAGUAAAUGAAAACAAAACGAAUGGCUAAUCUCAGCGCAUAGUGACUGUAGAUCUUUCAGUUUCCUUCUCCAAAUUUAGCAGCCCACUCGUCAUACUGUUCACAUUUUAUAUAAAUGCAUCGUAUCAAGAGCACACUUAUGCUUUAACAUGUUCU